AUGAUCGCAACCCAAAAGCGCAGAAGGAGUGGCACAGGCUGUUUCACCUGCAAAAUAAGGCGGGUCAAAUGCGAUGAGAGCCGGCCAUCAUGCAACCGCUGCUCGAGCACGGGACGAAAAUGUGAUGGCUAUCCUGCACCCAAGCAGCCAGCUCCAGUCGCGCUGCUCGUGGUCAUGAAUGUACCUGCUCCGACUUUGGACCGCGAUCAUGAGGCCCGGACAAGGUUCCAUUUCUUCUCUGAGCUCUGCGCACCAUCCCUGCUCAAUUACGGCGGACAGUCCUUCUGGAACCGGCUUGUCCUCCAGGCAGGCCAUGCGGACGAGGGCAUCAAACACCUCAUCUUGGCAGCCUCGUGUCUUGCCUAUCACAAGCAGGGCGUCUCUGAACCAGCCUCGCCCAUGGACGACCCGGUGUUUUUGUCGCAUUAUGGCCGAGGCCUGAGAACGCUGGCUCAGACCCGAAACGCCGAUCCUGCCGUGGUUCUCAUCGCAUGCCUUUUGCUGAUCCUGUGUGACGAGUUCCAACAAAACCGGUUCGCAGCCAGACAGCAUAUCGUUGCAGGCCGUCGCAUCCUGGCAUGUUGUCACCACAACAGAUCCAUACGUCGGUCGGCAACAGUAGAUGAGGUGGCCCAUAUCUUCUCAAGGUUGGGCUUAGUCAUAGGGGAACUCAACGAACCGACGCAACCACAACACCUUCGUUGGCCUCUGCUAGGCAGGCAUCGGAUGGCCGAAGCACUCGACUUGCAGACCCCUCCAAAACCCCCGCUACAGGAAGGAAUGACGAGCAUCCAAGAGGCCGUCGCGUCGUUGCAGAGAAUCGCGUCCCAGUGUACCGCUCUGCGCAUCGCCGGCCAACCUCCCGCCACCAGGUUCCAUACAGUUCCGCACCUGACAGACCAACUCAACGAUUGGCUCGACCAGUUCAACUGGUUUGCAGCGCAAAUGUAUCCCGAACAAGCUUCGGCCAGUCGCACGGAACUCCAUCUCCUGCGGACGUACCACGUGUGCCUCCACGUGCUGUCUCGCUGUGCUCCCUUCAGGCAGGAAUCCGCUUUCGACAUCUAUGCCGGAGACCUGGAGUAUCUCAUGGUCAAGGCGCAGCUUCUCAUGCCCCAUACCAGCGUUAGACUGAUUCCUAUCUUGUUCCUGGUCGCAACUCGCUACCGUGAUGCCAGCUUCCGGAGGCGAGCCACCGAGAUGCUAGACCAUUGCGGUCUGGACGGGCAGUUCUUGAGCACAAUUGCAUCUGUGGUUCUUACGAUCGAGGAGCGGGACGUCGACGAGCCCAUUGUCUGCAGUGACAUUCCGGAGGAGAACCGCAUCAGACUCUUUGGUCUGGGACGCGGUAUCAACGGAGCGUCGCACACACUACUGUUCAACCGGGCGCCGUACACUGAGCUUGCACCGGUGGAACAUGUGUGGUUCCCAAUGCAAAGCAUUACCUGGACAAACACUCAAAGAUCGAGACAUGCGUCUCAUUUGCUUGACGAUGUCCUGAACUUUAACUUUUCAACCUUUUGGAACGAAAAAAGUCCUACCAGUACUGAGAUCCAAGACCUUGAAAUACGCAUGGAGCUAUCAGAGGAGGAGAUUGUCUCAUCCGGUGUCUUGUGA
Molecule: messenger RNA, 1617 nt
Organism: Capronia coronata CBS 617.96
Lineage: Eukaryota; Fungi; Ascomycota; Eurotiomycetes; Chaetothyriales; Herpotrichiellaceae
Exons: 2
Coding region: 1-1617 (538 amino acids)
Biological process (GO): regulation of DNA-templated transcription
Molecular function (GO): DNA-binding transcription factor activity, RNA polymerase II-specific; zinc ion binding
Source: RefSeq, a predicted model, not a curated record